UGGGACGAUGCUCCCUGUCUCAUCAGAUGGGCAGCAGGCGGCUUCGGAGGCUGCAAGCGUCCAGGCUCUGAGCUGCCCUAGGUCGCAGACUGCCCGGGCCUAGGCAGCGGACAUGGCCUUUGUCCUCAAUGUCCUUGAGACCCCAGAAGACCAGGGCAGCCGGGAUCCCAGCCCCUACGACGAGAGCGAGAUGCACCACUCCUUCCACCAGCUCAUCCAGGAGCAGAGCCAGUGGGCAGCUGAGGAGGGGCUGGAGCUGCAGCCCACCGGGCUGGGGGCCGGAGCCCUGGACGCCUCGGGCAGUGACCGCCAGGCUCUCCUGGGGCCGGAGGGCGCUGCGGAGCUCAGCACGGCCACGCUCCGCAUCCUGGCCAGCUUGCCCAGUCGCACCAUCGGCCGCAGCCGGGGCGCCAUCAUCUCCCAGUACUACAACCGCUCGGUGAGGAUGCGGCGCAGGGCCGGC
Molecule: messenger RNA, 463 nt
Organism: Miniopterus natalensis
Lineage: Eukaryota; Metazoa; Chordata; Mammalia; Chiroptera; Miniopteridae
Source: RefSeq, a predicted model, not a curated record